ACACACACACACACACACACACACUUUUCCCCAUGUCUAUCUCAGUUUCUCUCUGCAUUCUUUUGUCUCUGUUUCUGUCCCCAUUUGAUUUUUUUUUUCAGUUUUUUUUCUGUGAUCUCUCUCUGACCUUCAUGAAUAACCCUUCUUUCCCAGUUCAGUUUGAUUUUUAAAUUCUUUUAUAAUAACCUGACCCUGCUGUAUUCCCCUUCAGGUAUUCAGUGAUCCAGUGACGUAAGAUUUCUCUUUGAUCUUCAUCUCCCUGCCCUAAGCGUUUUCAUUAACCAUUCCCCAUUCUUGAAGUUCCCUCCCUUCUUAUCUUUACCUAUCAGGUUCCUUCAAAUCUCAGCUAAAGAUCCACUUUCUGCAAGAAGCCUACUAAUCCUCUUUUACACUUGUGUUUUCUCUAGGAGAUUACCUACAAGUUUAGUCUCUUGGAUGUACAUAGUUGUUCUCAUGUUCUCUUCCCAACUAGACUUUGAGUUCCUUGAAAGUAUGGACUGUCUCCCUGUGCAACAAGAAAACUGUUCAGUUCUGCACACAUAUAUUGUAUCUAGGAUAUACUGUAACCUAUUCAACAUGUAAAGGACUGCUUGCCAUCUGGGGGAGGGGGUGGAGGGAGGGAGGGGAAAAAUUGGAACAGAAGUGAGUGCAAGGGAUAAUGCUGUAAAAAAAUUACCCUGGCAUGGAUUCUAUCAAUAAAAAGCUAUUUAAAAAAAAAAAAAAGAAAGUAUGGACUGUCUUUUGUCAUUUCAUCACUUAGAACAUAGUAGGUACUUAAUAAAUGCUUUUGACCAGCUGACCUCAGGCUCUGAAGCCACUAUACUCAGAGUUCCAACAUUUUACUUCUUCACAAUACCCUGAGAAGAAACCAGGACAGUAAUUAUUAUUGCCAUAUUAAAGAUGGGAAACUGAAGUACAGGAAAGUUGAAAGACAUGCUCAAGUUAAAGACAAUUCAACUGGAAAGUGCUUUAGGUUGAAGUAGUAAGACUUAAUUGAUUUUUUUCCUGAAGAACAACAUUUUGUAGCUCCUUCUUUGUUAACAGUAGAGAAUUUGAGUUUCUCUGCAUUUCUAUCAAGAGCCUUUCUGUACCAGGAUCUUUAAGGAAAAAGAAUUGUAGAAUUAAAAAAAAAAAAACAAAACGAUAAUAGCUUUUUAUUUUUCAAAACACAUGCAAAGAUAGUUUUUAGCAUUCAUUUUUGCAAAACCUUGUGUUCCAAAAUUUUCUCCCUCCCUCCCCACCUUCCCUCUCUCCUAAACAGCAAACAAUCCAGUAUAGAUUAAACAUGUCUGAAUUAUAGACUAUUAAAGCCUUUAAAAGCCAUCUAAUUUAGCUCCCUAAUUUUGCAAAUGAGGAAAAUGAGGCCUAAUGAGGAAAAGGAGAUUGUCUCAAAGAUCCACAAAGGAUAAAUAGCAGAAUUCAAAUUUUAACCUAGUUCUCUAACUAAAUUCAAUACCACAUUUCCUCAAACACUGCCCAGUUCUAAUUCUAAUACUAAUAUUCACUUCACGGAUCCAGAUAACUAUUAAACAACUUGAACUUCACUCUAGACCAUCUUAUAAUAUACACUUGAAGUCUGAUGAACGUAUAUGUAACUGUAGUACAUAUGUAUAUUAUUUGCUGUAGAAAUGCCGCAUCAUUUUUUUGAGGGUCUGUGGUGGCAGAAUUGGAAUUAUCCAUGAAAUGUGAGGAUACUCAGUAAAGACAGAUGAUUCUCUAUUUCAGGCAAAAAGUCCACAGUAUCAUCUAUACAUCCAUCCAUCAGUCUGAAGGUAGAGACAUUCUCAUUUGGUCUUUCCAGAGUUCUUUCUACAUCUGCAAGAUUUAGUGCAAGGAUUUAGCUUGAAUAACAGUGACUGAAGGAGAAAUACUCUGGAGGAGACCAAGAUUCCAAGUGAAUAUGGGCAUCUCCUACAGAAAUGUAGUCUUCAGUGUCUUCCUGGGAGCCACAAUAAUAGCCGGAAUCAUUGCUCUCAUCGUCUUUCUUGUGGGUGGCUCAGACAUUGUCCUGCCUCCAGAAACCAAGUAUGGAAUGGUGUUUGAUGCUGGAUCCUCACACACAUCUCUCUACGUCUACAAGUGGCCAGCAAACAAAGAGAAUGACACCGGCAUCGUGAGCCAGACUCUGCUCUGCAACGUGGAAGGACCAGGGAUUUCUCAUUACGUCAAUGACCCAGUGAAGGCUGGGGAGAGCCUGAGAGCUUGUAUGGAGAAGGCGUUGACCCUGAUCCCAGAAGACAGGCAUCAGGAGACUCCCACUUUCCUUGGGGCCACAGCAGGGAUGAGGCUUCUGAGAGAGAAGAAUAGUUCCCAGGCAGAUCGGAUCUUUGAAGAAAUCAGCAAGACCUUGAACCAGUUUCCAGUCAAUUUCCAGGGGGCCCAAAUCCUGACAGGAAAGGAUGAAGGCUCCUUUGGCUGGAUCACUGUUAACUACAUCCUGGGGACUCUGGUGAAGUAUUCUUUCUCAGGGGAGUGGAUCCAACCCCCUAUGGCUGAGAUGGUGGGAGCCCUAGACCUAGGUGGAGCUUCGACACAGAUCUCCUUCCUUCCACUUGACCCCAUUGCUGACCCAAGCACCCAGGGCACCUUCCGCCUCUAUGGAUUUAACUACAGCAUCUACACACACAGCUACCUGUGCUAUGGGCAGAACCAGAUGCAGAAACGCCUCCUGGCACAUUUGGUACAGAUCAGACCUUUUGAAGUGGUUCGCAACCCAUGCUACCAUGGUGGAUAUGAGGAUAUGACAUCUCUGGCCGACUUGUAUGACACACCUUGUGUCCAGAACUCCCAACACUUUGGUCUCCCGAGGAACGUCAAGGUGGAGGGAACAGGAAACCCAGAAGCUUGUUACUCUGCUAUCUAUAGUCUCUUCAACUUCUCCACCUGUCAGGACCAGAAAGACUGUGCCUUUGAUGGCAUCUACCAGCCUCAGGAGCAUGGCCAAUUCUAUGCAUUUGCUGGAUUCUAUUACACUUUCCACUUCUUGAAUCUCACGGAUGGCCAGUCUUUAUACACUGUGAAUAGGACUAUUUGGGAAUUCUGCCAAAAGCCCUGGAAACAGGUGGAGGCUAACUACCCUGAGCAGAAACAAAGGCUACCCACCUAUUGUACUAAUGCCAUGUACAUCCUCAUCCUCCUGACCAGAGGCUACAAAUUUGAUGAUGCAACCUGGAACAACAUUCACUUCCGCCGACAGGCUGCAGGUACAGACAUUGGCUGGACCCUAGGCUACAUGCUGAAUAUGACCAACAUGAUCCCGGCUGAGGCGCCAGUCAUUCAGAUGACAGAAAGUUAUGGUGUCUGGAUUGCUGGUAUCUUCUUUAUUGUCCUGGCCAUUUUAACGAGCAUUAUUUUUGGAGUCAUCUACUGUUUUUGGAGCCCUGACUAGGUCUCAAACUUAAGUCACUGUGAUGAACACCUUUGGGGUGAGGCCAGAGGAGCAUGAUUCUGAAUUUCUGAUCAACUAAAAGACUGGUUUAUUUAACUCAUGGGGGAAAUCAUUCCAUGUCAGCCUGGGGACUUCAAAGUCUAUAGGAGGGAACUUCUGUUUCUGACAAGUUUUUGAGGUUCCUUUUAAGUAUGCUGACUAUUGUAUUAUAUGUAUGUUUUCUGUGGGUAAUUCUGAGCCUCAUUCAAUUCUCUGGAAGAGCCUGGGCUUGGGGUGAUAUUUAGGCAUUGAGGGAGAGUGACAGUCUAGGGGCUGAAGUUGGGGUGUGGGAGUAUGUCGGUUGGGAGAGAGAGGACUGGGAGAAGAGGAGAGAUAGCAAGGUAUAAUGAAUAAAGAACUUGAUUGAAGAUUUAGGAUACCUAAACCUAGUGCUGCCUCUGCAAACAGCUAGUUGUAUGACUAGGACAAGCAAUUUCCAAUUUUGGAACCUCAGUUUUUUAAUCUAUAAAAUAAGGCAGGGGAGGGGUGCAGACCAGAUCAUUGAGGGUCUCUUCCUGUUCUGCAAUUAUAUGAAAAUGACAGAAUGAUUGAGGGAGCUCUGAUUUUUUUCAGAAAGGGAUUUGGGGGAUGCCUAAGAAUGACAUCCAAGUAUCCCUGGAAUAUGCACUCAUAUUGUUGUCAAAGGUGAACUCAGACCACCAGAGACAGGAAAAGUAGCUUCAACAGUACCAAGCCUGAAUUCAUCUCAGGCUUCUCUAGGCUGAGGAUUUUUGUACUUUUUCCUCUCUUCAUCUGGAUAUGGUUACCUUAUUCUAUAAAACUUGAUCCUCCUCCUUCCCUCUCAGUCCUCAAAUCCCAGCCUUUUGACUCUUAAGUGUUAUCAUCCUACAUACUUUUAUGUUGAUUUUUCCAUAAUGUCUUCCCCAUAGAUUGUGAGCUCCUUGAGAGCAGGGACUGUCUUGUUGUAUCAUCAGCAUUCAACACAGUGCCUAACACAUAGUAAGUGCUUAUUAAAUGCUUUUUGACUGAUUAGGGACCUUAUUGACCCCUCAAACCUUCAAACCUAAGUGGCUUCAUUCUGCCUAUGGUUCCAGAGGCACAGCUCUCACUCUAGGGUCCAAAGCCUAAGCCUCUAAACCUGAAGAGUAUUCCAGGAAUACCUUCCUCUGGAUGCCUCAAAGUUUUGGGAAAUGUGCUGUUACUUUUAUUAAAAUUGCACUUAUCCACAGGUUGAUUUCUAGUUUUUUUUUCAGCCUUUAUAUGGCCCACAAAAUCAUUUGCUAAGGCAACCAAGGUGAUGAUGAGUUGAAAGUUAGGUAAAACAUCCUCCCGCUGUUUUGAGUUCUUUCAGUUGAUAAUUUUUAUGGCCCCUGAAUGAUGUUACAAAUAUCCAAAUGACCUUGGCAGAAAAAAAGUACCCCACCCCUGCUUUAGACUGACAUCUGAGUUUGGGUGAGAGAGGAAUAAUUCAUUUCAAUUAUGUUAUUAAAGAUUUAUUUUAUUAGGCACUAUGAUGAGCACUGGGAAUAAAAAUAAAACAUCCCCCCUCCUUACCCCCUCCAGGUAUAGUCCUCACCCAUAAGACUUACAUUGCUUCCUGCCUCUAUAUUUAAAAAAGAAACAAGUUUUUCAUCACCUGGCUUCUAGGGAAUAACACUGACAUUGCAAUUAAUCUGAAUUUGGCUGCCUUUUAGUGUUACAUUAAUUUAUAUUAUUAUAAUCAGUAUAUUCUUGCUUUGCACCAAUUUAUACAUAUUUUCCCAUAUUUUUCUGAAUUCCUUAUAUUCUUCAUUCCUUUUUUUUUUUAAUUCUUCAUUCCUUAAAAGUACAAUGAUAUUACUAUACCACAAUGCAGUAAUCUUUCAAUUGCUGAUCACCCACUUUGUUUCUAGUUCUUUGUCAUUAUGAAAAGUACUGCUAGGAUUCCGUUAAUUUAAACAUUUUCUUAUGGAUGAUCUUUUUUAUAUGCUAACUUUCAUUUCUAUAUAUAUUCAUCUCCUUAUCUGUGUUCAGAAAAAAGAGAAAAAAACACAUAACAGAAGACUAAAGGCCCUUUAUCAGUAAGCCAUUCCUUUGUAAUAAAGGAUAAAAGGAGAAAAAAGUUUACUUAGUAAGACUAACAUCAGCCAAAAGGGGGAAGGGAAAGGAAUAAUCUCUUAUAUAGUUCUUGUUAUGUGUCACACUGUAUUGUUCCAUGCUCAUAGUUUGCUAGUUUUGCAAAGAGAAAUGCAGUUUUUCACUGGGCUUAAAACUGGGUCAUAAUAUAAUUGUUUCUUUUCUUGUUUUUUUCUACUUAUAUUGUUAUCAUUGUCUAUAUUAUUUACACCACUCCAUAUUUAUUCAUAUGAUUCUUCCCAUGCUUCUCUAACAGGUAUUGGAGCUGAACAUAUAUACUCUUGCUCCAGGGAUUCACAUUUUCUCUUGCUUGUUAUAUGCCCAAUGCUAAGGAAAAUUUCUAUAAUAAAGUUUGGGUAUAAAGUUCA
Antechinus flavipes (yellow-footed antechinus) is the source of this 5871-nucleotide messenger RNA. It is a transcript of the gene ENTPD8, whose product is annotated as ectonucleoside triphosphate diphosphohydrolase 8. Gene Ontology annotation, molecular function: GDP phosphatase activity; UDP phosphatase activity. Gene Ontology annotation, biological process: nucleoside diphosphate catabolic process. The record is from RefSeq and is a predicted model, not a curated record. The coding region runs from base 1901 to 3388 and encodes 495 amino acids. The transcript has 10 exons. NCBI's taxonomy places the organism in Eukaryota, Metazoa, Chordata, Mammalia, Dasyuromorphia, Dasyuridae. Gene Ontology annotation, cellular component: plasma membrane.